This is a messenger RNA of Cyclospora cayetanensis, 1185 nucleotides long. Its product is annotated as YJU2 splicing factor homolog. Gene Ontology annotation, cellular component: U2-type catalytic step 1 spliceosome. The record is from RefSeq and is a predicted model, not a curated record. The coding region runs from base 1 to 1185 and encodes 394 amino acids. The transcript is spliced from 5 exons. Gene Ontology annotation, biological process: mRNA splicing, via spliceosome. NCBI's taxonomy places the organism in Eukaryota, Apicomplexa, Conoidasida, Eucoccidiorida, Eimeriidae.
AUGGCGGACCGCAAGGUGUUGGUAAAGUAUUAUCCUCCGGACUUUGAUUUUGACAAGCUUCAGGCGAAGAAAAAGGCUUUGCGUAUUCAGCAGCAGCAGCAGAAGCGGCGCCGCGGUGACGUCUUUGACCCUCCUCAGAAACGGCACAAGAACAAGAUCAUGAACGUUCGCAUGAUGUUCCCUUUUACGUUAAAAUGCGGCACAUGCAGCGAGUUUAUUUACGUCGGCACCAAAUUCAACUCCAGGGUGGAGAAAGUGGAGGGUGAGGACUACUUGGGCAUCAUCAAGUGGCGCUUCUAUGGCCGGUGCCCGCAUUGCCGCGCCGAAGUUUGCUUUAAAACAGAUCCUCAAAACUGUGACUACGUUUUGGAGUGGGGCGGCACGCGGAUGUGUGACCCCCUGAGGGACCAGGCUCUCGCUGCGGAGAGGGUGCAGAAGGAGGAGGAGGAGAAGCUUGCGACAGAUCGUGUAUCUCAAGUAGAGGCAUCGCGGCAAGGUUUGCAACAGGAGAUCUUGGCAUUAGAGCAGCUGGCGGAACUCCGCAGAUUGAAUCGCCGGCUUCUUGACAAAACUGCGGCCUCGGAUGCUGCCCUGGCAUUCCUUAAGGAGCGCCGCAUUAAUGGAGAAGACGGAGACCAAGAAGGAGGGCAGGAAUGGAACGAGGAGGAAAAGGACGAACUCAAGUUCUUUAGAGCUGCCAGGGAGUUUGACUCUGAUCCACAAUCCUCAGAGGAGGAAUUAGUCGGAGGGGGAGAGCCCAUGGCCGCGUUAGAUUCCACUGGAGCAGGUGGGAACAGCACAAGCAACAGCUCGAGUUCUAGAGGAGGCGAUGCUUCGACCAGCAGUAGUAGUAGUAGUAGUAGUAGUAGUAACACUGAGGCGGGUGAGGGAGGCGGUCGAAGGCCGAGCACAAGCAGUGCGAGUACUAGCACCAGCAGCUCUUGUGGGAGUAACAGGCGCAGUGAAGCGGAUGACGCUGCCGUCUGCGGUGCGUCCACACCACAUGGCGCCAAGUUGCAUGAAGCAAGCAGCAAGCAAGUUCUAAACUUUGGUUUGGGAGUCUGUGUGGCGGCUCCAAAACUGGUAGUUGUCCGGAAGCCGCAGCCGCAGCCCUCGGGUGACUGUUCGGCCCUUUUAGGAGAAUACGGGUCGCCAAGCAGUGAAGAGGCGGAUGAGGCCAGCUAG